AUGCUGACUCUCAUCCAGCUGAUUAUCUCGCUUUCUUGGACAAGCAUCAGCUUCGCAGGUGCAGAAAAACUUUUCCAUAAUCGGGAUCAUUCUGACAUCCAGAUCUUGAAUCCAGCUCAGCCGAUAACAGACCAAUUUGGCUUCAUUAAGACAGUAAAUUGGGGUGAGGUUCCAUUUGAAGGCUCCGGUGUUUCUCUUGAGGAUGACUUCCUUGAUGACCUCCAUGGCUUGGUGGAGGAGGGGAUCGCCACGUCCAACUCUAGGGAUAGACUUCAUGACCAGACUGCGAGUCGGGCUGACCGACCUGAGUUUGUUUUGGCACUUCAGGAGUUCCAGAGAGUUUCAGGUCUUCCAGUCACUGGUGUGUUCGAUGAGGCGACCAAAGAGGCCAUGAACAAACCCAGAUGUGGCGUCGCUGACGCAGAGAUCGACCUGAACCUUCACCUUGGAAACAAAAUCCCCUCUGACAUUGAAAGCGGACUUGACAACACCAAUAAUGAGACUGAGAUUUACCAAACAUCCAUCGAUGGCAUUGGAUCUACCGACACGCUGCUGUUCAACCCUAAUAACACACUGUCCAAUGACACAGACUCUAAUUUCACCAAGGAGUUUGAGUUGAUCUUCAACAGCACACAACUUAACUGCUCCUCCGACACCAACGACACUGUUGUGAAUGAUGAUGUGGCCACCAAUCUUGGCGAGGAGACGCUACAGAGCGAUCUUCUUGUUCCAUUGGCUGACAGCAAGCGUAGAAGGAAGAGGGAUAUGAGCGGUGCAGGUCACAUGGCCUUCUCCAAGACAGAACUGAAGUGGAGGCUGAUUGGAGAAGGAUACAGUAGUCAGCUGACAGUGGAGGAGCAGAGGUACAUCCUCAGACUGGCCUUCAGGAUGUGGAGUGAGGUGUCGCCACUAGACUUCAUUGAAGACACAAGAUCUCCUCCGGAAGAGAUUGACAUCAGACUUGGCUUCGGCACAGGCCGACACUUGGGCUGCAACCAGAGGUUUGAUGGAACCGGUCAGGAGUUUGCUCACGCCUGGUUCCUGGGUGACAUACACUUUGAUGACGACGAACAUUUCACAGGUCCAAAUGCAGGCAGCGGCAUCAGUCUUCUUAAAGUGGCGGUCCAUGAGAUCGGUCAUGUUUUGGGUCUACCUCACAUCUACAGACCUGGGUCUAUAAUGCAGCCCAGCUAUCUGCCCCAGGGCUCUGUUUUUGAGAUGGACUGGAUGGACAGGAAAGCUAUCCAGCAGCUCUAUGGGGGCUGUGUGGGUCGCUUCAACACUGUGUUCGACUGGAUCCGGAGGGAGAAGACCAUGUACGGGGAGGUGGUGAUUCGCUUCAACACCUACUUCAUGAGGGACAGCUGGUACUGGCUGUAUGAGAACCGGAGCAACCGGACCCGCUAUGGAGAUCCAGUAGCACUUCAUAUAGGUUGGCGAGGCCUUCCUGUGGAUGGCGUGGACGCAUAUGUGCACGUGUGGUCCAGGAAAAAAGAGGCUAUCUACUUCUUCAAAGGCAUUCGGUUCUGGAGGUACGACAACGAUCGAGAUCAGGUGUUCAGGCAAGAUCCCGAUGGACACCACUACCCCAGACUCAUCUCUGAAGGCUUCCCUGGAAUCUCCGGCCCGAUUGACACUGCUGUAUACGACAGAAGAGACUCUCACAUCUACUUCUUCAGGAACACACUGGUCUAUGCGUUCAAUGUGGAGACACACAGAGUAGCCAGAGGUUUCCCCAAGCACAUCACACAUGUCUACCCGCCUGUUGUCGGUGGCGACCACCCGGGAGGAAACAUCGACGCCGCUUACUUCUCCUACACUCACAACGCCAUCUUCCUCCUGCAGGGCACCCGCUUUUGGCAGGUGGUCAGCAGCCGAGAUCGCAGGCGACGACCGUUCCUCCCCCGGAACGGUCUGUUGCCGCACAAGCAGGUGGACCAGCAGUGGUUCGACAUCUGCAACGUGCAUCCGUCUGCUCUCAAGCUCAGUCGAUAAAU
Molecule: messenger RNA, 1997 nt
Organism: Synchiropus splendidus (mandarinfish)
Lineage: Eukaryota; Metazoa; Chordata; Actinopteri; Syngnathiformes; Callionymidae
Gene: mmp21
Product: matrix metallopeptidase 21
Exons: 7
Coding region: 1-1995 (664 amino acids)
Biological process (GO): proteolysis; collagen catabolic process; extracellular matrix organization
Cellular component (GO): extracellular matrix
Molecular function (GO): metalloendopeptidase activity; zinc ion binding
Source: RefSeq, a predicted model, not a curated record